AUGCGCGCCGGCAAGGAGUAUGACUUCUGGAGCCUCCGAGCCGACUGCACCCAGGACGGCGGCCGGCGCCCUCCGCUGCUGCCGUCUGCGUUCGCGGCGGAGCUUGAGAAGAAGAGCUUCACCAACGGCAAGGACGACAAGCCGCUGGUGAAGCGGCUGUACGAGGCCGCCUUCGAGGAGCAGUUUGGCAAGGCGACCGAGCUGAUCUACUACGACCUCGGCUGGGGCGACGCGGAGGCGGCGCAGCUGGCGGAGGUCCUCGCGAGCGGGGCAGCGCCGCGGCUCGAGGAGCUCAUUCUCGACGACAACAAGAUUGGCGACGAGGGCUGCAAGGCGCUGGCCGCCGCCCUCGGCAAGGAGGGGGCAGCGCCGCGGCUCGAGACGCUCAGUCUCCGCUUCAACCAGAUUGGCGACGAGGGCUGCAAGGCGCUGGCCGCCGCCCU
Messenger RNA from Emiliania huxleyi CCMP1516, 443 nucleotides. RefSeq lists its product as hypothetical. Gene Ontology annotation, molecular function: GTPase activator activity; small GTPase binding. Gene Ontology annotation, cellular component: cytosol; nucleus; perinuclear region of cytoplasm. The record is from RefSeq and is a predicted model, not a curated record. Gene Ontology annotation, biological process: nucleocytoplasmic transport; activation of GTPase activity. The transcript has a single exon. Lineage: Eukaryota; Haptophyta; Isochrysidales; Noelaerhabdaceae. The annotation marks the transcript as partial.